UCACACCUCACAAGAAGGUUAAUCCCGACAUCACCGUCUCAAAUUCGCUUUUCAUCAUUCCUUUUUAUUUUCAGUGUUGGCUCUGCUGUCACUCCAUUUUCAGAUUCAAUUCUUCUUCUUCGGUGCAGCCAAAUGGAGAGCUCAAAGGAAAACCGCCUCCCGCUCAUACCCUCUUCAAAUUUUCAAGGCGGUUCAAGAAUGGAGAGUAAGAAGCCCAUUCAUCACCGGCUGCCUCUUGGCAACAUCAAUCUCAAUGUUAUGCCAAACAAAAACCCUUCUCAUGUCAACAAACCAGAUCUUUCCCGCAAGUGUACAGCACACCCAGUUCUGCAUCACCACCCUCUGCCCCAAGAAACUAAGAAACAGAACCUGUUGGCCCCGACACCGAGUUACCAGUUAGAUCAUGACAUCAUAGAUAUCGAUGAUGAUGAGGAUGCCGGUGACAAUGCAGUUCCAGUAUUUGUGAAGCAUACUGAAGCAAUGCUCGACGAAAUUGACAGGAUUGAGGAAGUUGAAAUGGAAGACGUGGAGGAACCUGUUAUGGACAUCGAUGCCUGUGAUAGGAAAGAUCCACUUGCUGUUGUUGAGUACAUAGAUGAUCUCUACCGUUUCUACAAGGAUACCGAGAAUUCUAGCUGCGUCUCUCCAAAUUAUAUGAUUAGUCAACUUGACAUUAAUGAGAGGAUGAGGGCCAUUCUUAUUGACUGGCUUAUUGAGGUUCACUACAAAUUUGAACUUUUGGAGGAGACAUUGUUCCUUACCGUCAAUCUCAUAGACAGGUUCUUGGAGCUUCAGGCAGUGAUCAGAAAGAAACUUCAGUUAGUUGGGGUAACAGCUAUGCUAAUAGCUUGUAAGUACGAGGAGGUCUCAGUCCCUACCGUUGAGGAUUUUAUUCUGAUAACAGACAAGGCGUAUACAAGAAAUGAAGUUUUAGAUAUGGAGAAAUUAAUGAUGAACAUCCUGCAAUUCAAGUUGUCUGUGCCAACUCCAUACGUGUUCAUGAGAAGAUAUCUCAAGGCAGCUCAUUCUGAUAAAAAGCUGGAGCUCUUGUCCUUCUUCUUGGUCGAGCUUUGCUUGGUGGAAUGCAAAAUGCUGAAGUUUUCACCAUCUUUGCUAGCUGCUGCAGCCAUAUACACAGCUCAAUGUAGUCUGUACCAGUUUAAGCAAUGGACUAAGACCAGCGAGUGGUAUACUGCUUACUCGGAAGAGCAGCUUCUAGAAUGCUCAAGGCUGAUGGUUACUUUCCAUCGAAAAGCUGGAUCAGGUAAACUCACUGGUGUAUAUAGAAAGUACAGUACAUGGAAGUAUGGCUGUGCCGCUAGAAUAGAACCAGCCCUGUUUCUACUGGAACAUUAAGGAAAUGCACAUGAACACACCAAUAGAAGUUGUGGCUUCAGUACUGUCUUUACACUAUAAGGACCCUUCAGAAAGUUGUAUAAAACUCCUAUUCCUAUUACGAGUGCUUGUCUUUCAGGAUAAUGGUGUAUAGAAACAGGCCUGUUUCUACUGGAUAAUUAAGGGAAUGCAAGUGAACUUUAGUUUCUAAUACAUUUAUUCGCAGACUGCUUUGGUUGUUUUCGGAGUUUGCUUGUACUAGAAGUUUGCCUAUCAACAGAAGUUGGCCUCACUAGUGUGUCUCUUUCUUUACACUCAAUAUAGUCUUUCGGUAUUGUACAA
This is a messenger RNA of Cajanus cajan (pigeon pea), 1677 nucleotides long. The record is from RefSeq and is a predicted model, not a curated record. Lineage: Eukaryota; Viridiplantae; Streptophyta; Magnoliopsida; Fabales; Fabaceae.